This is a messenger RNA of Suillus subalutaceus, 1758 nucleotides long. RefSeq lists its product as uncharacterized. The record is from RefSeq and is a predicted model, not a curated record. The coding region runs from base 326 to 1321 and encodes 331 amino acids. NCBI's taxonomy places the organism in Eukaryota, Fungi, Basidiomycota, Agaricomycetes, Boletales, Suillaceae. The transcript has 7 exons.
GCAUUUCCGAACUCAUCUUUGACAACGGAUAUGUAUACUGUGUGUGUUCCCUACGGAAUUGCCAUAUAACUACUUCAUUAUCGAGUGACCUCGGUUGCGGGCUAGCGCUGAAGCUUGAAGAUUACGACCGUCGACCAUGACAAGCCUGAGAGUACUCCCACGUGUACACUUGAAGCAGUCGCGCUCAUGCGGUUCCCUGCGGUUCCGGUCCACGCGCACAGACAUCGGCAUGGCAGGUCACCAGACAAGCCUGAGACGAGCCCUGACCUAACGACUCGGAUAAGUUCCCCACAUCCCCUAGUGCAUCCUAGCCUACUCCUCCAACAUGGUGUCCUUGUGUUUCUAUCGUUUUGUGUCUAUAAUUCCAUAUAUUUCGACCAUCUUGGCCGUGCAAGUGCAUCCAGUCAAGCGCAAUGUCAUCUCACCUGCCACCUGCACUAGUGAAUACUCAUGGAUGGACGACGGCCAGGGCGACUCACCUUGUCUUACUGUCGCUUAUGUCGAGGCUGCAUGUUCUGGGACCAACAACUAUGACCAACCAAUCCUUCAGAACGGCUAUUCGUACUCCUUGCCAAAUUCUUCGACCGCAAAUGCAUGUUACUGUUCUUGGUCGUCCUAUAAUCUUAUGAUGGCGUGCACUAUAUGUCAAAACAAUAAUAAUUCUGCUAUCUGGGAAUGGCCUCAAUGGGCAAACGGAUGCACCGCCAACUCAUCAUGGACACAGGAAUAUUUCCCUUCUGGAUAUGUGCUUGGUGGAAAUGCUUCCAUACCUUACUGGGCCAUUACUAAUCCGACAGCAUGGCCAUCUGCAACUUUCAAUAUCAUGCAAGCAAACGCUACUUAUCAAGCGAAUGCUUCCUACGUGACCCCGAGCGUCUCAUCGUCAUCUAGCGGAUCAAGCCCAUCAUCUAGCAGUUCAAGCUCAAAAUCAACUGACGUGGGUGCGAUAGUUGGCGGUGCCAUCGGAGGCGCAGCCGCACUCUUGCUUCUCGCUAUUGCUGCCUAUUUCCUAUACAGACGCCACCUAUACAGGAAAGUACAUGCUUCUGCCAUCAACCAACAAGGGACGACCUUUAUGUCAAGCACACAUAGCCGUUUCCCUUCUGACACAUCCAACUUUGCACCAUCAAUGUCGGGCCCUCUUGCAUUGUAUGGGCAGCCCGUAUCUCCGUCGCAGCAUGAGAUUGCAUAUUCUCCACAACCUCAGACUGCAUACCCAUCUCUGCAAGGUUCAGUCUCACCUCCUCCGCCGACAGAUAUGUCCGUCUACACCACAUAUACUAGUAACGGCCAACGUUCCAAUGUUAUACCAAUGGUUUAACAGUAGGGCGUUUCUUACAAGCUCCUUAUACCUUGACAUGUCGGACGCGCCCGCAUUCGGAACUUUAUACCUAUGAUCUCCUGGCCAAUCUCCUUACGAUUUUAUUUAUUUUUCUAUGACAGGCAAGGCGGGGAUCCGGGAAAUUAUGGAAUUUACUACAUCGCAUUCUAUCAGGAUGUCAUAUUUAUGCCGUCGUUCCCGUGAUGUUAUGAUAAAUCAUGAUGCUGUUGUUUGUUACAGAAUAACAAUGUUCUGAUUUACAUCGCGUGGGAUGUGGGCAUAUUUCUGACAUGCCUUCGUUCCCUUCCUCUGAGACCCAACUCGUCCAGUUGGCAACUUCACACACAAUCCAAAAGCAUCGGUUAAAAGCGACAUAGCCACCCUUCCGAAUUAUACAGGACGAAGGCUAAUAAUAAUAUAUAUUUUUUCUUACCGAU